Molecule: messenger RNA, 1196 nt
Organism: Quercus robur (English oak)
Lineage: Eukaryota; Viridiplantae; Streptophyta; Magnoliopsida; Fagales; Fagaceae
Product: putative inactive methylesterase 20
Exons: 2
Coding region: 297-752 (151 amino acids)
Biological process (GO): salicylic acid metabolic process; jasmonic acid metabolic process
Molecular function (GO): methyl salicylate esterase activity; methyl jasmonate esterase activity; methyl indole-3-acetate esterase activity
Source: RefSeq, a predicted model, not a curated record
CCAUUAGAAUAAUCAUUGUCAAAACCUACCCUUUAUACAAUGAUGAUAAUUUCUAUACUGGAGAACCACACAAAGAAAUCAAAACUAUUUAAUCAUUUGUGCUUGUUAACAUGUUUGACAAGUGAUCAGCUUGGUGUUCUUUGUGACAAGAUUUUCAUAAAGCCUUAUCAGAGAUCUCAAAGUCAAAUUCAAACAAAGGGAAAAAAAAUUAUAUGGUCAAAUUGCAUAGUUUAUGUUGAGUCCUUAGGAAAGGUGCUCAUCAUCAAAACCUACCAAUUUAUAACUACAUAAAACCCAUGACAAUUUGUGUGUCCUUAGGAAGAACAAAACAUAAUAUGGAGCUGAGCAAGAAGCAUUUCAUGUUAAUUUCUUUUUUUAUCAUUCUUUCAUCUCUUGGAAUUGAGACUGCUAAGGAGCCACCAAGAACUGGCAAGCACUUUGUGCUAAUUCAUGGUUCAUGCCUUGGAGCUUGGUCCUGGUACAAGCUUGUGACACUACUAAAAUCUUCUGGUCACAAUGUCACUGCACUAGACUUAGCUACUUCUGGGAUCAAUCCAUUGCAGGCAAAUGAUCUCCAAUCAAGUUUUGACUAUUUCAAGCCCUUGAGGGACUUCAUGGAAGCUCUUCCUUCUCAUGAAAGAGUAAUCCUUGUUAGUCAUAGCCUUGGUGGCAUGGCAAUUUCUCAAGCCAUGGAAUAUUUUCCAAGAUUUGACAUUGGCCUCCUUGUUGUUGAGACCACUACGUUUGUUUAGUGAUGAAGACCUAUCAAAGCAGCUAAUGCUGUUCUCUGAGAAUUAUGGGUCGAUUAAAUGGGUUUACAUCAUAUCCGAAAAAGAUAAGGUGGCAAGGAGGGAUCUUCAACUGUGGAUGAUUAAGAGAAAUCCACCCAAUGAUGUGGUGGAGAUCAAAGGAUCUGAUCACAUGGUCAUGAUGUCUAAGCCAAUAGAGCUUUGGGCUCAUCACCAAGGCAUUGCUGAGAAAUAUUCUUAUCCCAUUUUCUAAUGCACGGGACAUUUCACUUUCUAGUUUCAAUACAACAUUGAAAUGAGGGAGAAUACUAAGCUAUAGAUUGUGGCAAAUAAGCCAUUGGUGUUAUGGCACAAGUGAUAAAAUAUCAAUAAGUAUUUCAAGGGUAUAAAUUUUGUCAUAACUUUUUUCACUUACAUUGAAUUGAAUAUGGAUUGAGAUUGUGUUUA